AUGUUCAAUGAAUAUAAAUUAGGUGAUUUAUCGAGCAAAGUGUACAGAGUCAAUCGUUUCUCAUUCUUACCAUCUUCCAAUGAAACUAAUCCCUCUACCAUCUCAUCAACAAUAUCCUCAUCGAAAGAAAAUUCUACUCCUGAUACUUUGGUAUCACAUGUCUCACAUAUAACUGCACCAGCACAAUCAAAUAAAACAUUAAAACGGCAAUUAUCUCAUGAAACAAUAAUUCCACAACCACUUGUGUCAUUACAACUUGACGUUAAUGAACCACCACUUCACAAUGCUCCUGCUAAUCCAAUUCCUCUUAUGUCGUUUUAUGCUCCCCCAUGCUCAACUAAAUCUCAUCCUCAAUCACACCGUCGACCACCUCUUCAACGUAAACCACGUUUAUACAGCACAGUCUGUAGUCAAGCACCACAAGCAAACACUAAUACAAGUCAACACGUCACCAAUCAUCGCUCUGAUACAUCGUCAACAAUCUUCAACACCAUCAACCCAUCAACACAACAACAGGAACACGCGACAGUCUUCUCACCAAACCAUGAUCAACCAUCUCCUGGAUUAUCAAGUGCUUUUAAUACCGAGAUGAUCGAAUUAUCAUAG
Rotaria sp. Silwood1 is the source of this 606-nucleotide messenger RNA. NCBI's taxonomy places the organism in Eukaryota, Metazoa, Rotifera, Eurotatoria, Philodinida, Philodinidae. The record is from the annotation of a GenBank genome assembly.